UGUCGGGAAGAUGGCGUCCUCUGGGGCGGAGCUGCAGAUCCUAGUACAGUAUUUGGUGUUACGAAAAGAUUUAUCGAAGGCUCCGUUCUCCUGGCCCGCGGGAGCGUUGGUAGCGCAAGCUUGUCACGCUGCGACCGCAGCUUUACAUCUUCACCGCGACCACCCGCACACCGCCGCCUACCUCCGGGAGCUGGGGCGCAUGCGCAAGGUGGUCCUCGAGGCCCCAGAUGAGACCACCCUGAAGGAGCUGGCUGAGACCCUGCAACAAAAGAACAUUGACCAUAUGCUGUGGCUUGAACAGCCAGAGAACAUCGCCACUUGCAUAGCACUCCGGCCAUAUCCCAAGGAAGAAUUCCUUCUGCAAAAAGCGCUGAGUCAGGAAACUUCAUCUGGAAUGCUGAGUUGAAGGUGAACUUCCUGAAGUCUGCACAUCCGAGUAUCACAAACAAAAUGGAAAAGACUUCCUAAAGCAGUUUGGUUAGGGUCUAUAGUAUGGCUGAGCUUUCAAGCUGGAAAUGAAUGAAACCAGGGAUGCAUUUUCAGAAAAACUAAAAUGAGAUAAUGUUUGUAACUGAGUGUCCUAUUUCUGUUUCAUAGUUGCUACCCACAUGAGCCCUUCCAGCAAUUUUGAAAUUCGGCAUAGUUUCUGAAUAGAUGCUGUUUGAUGGAGUUAUCUAUAGUAGGGGUGGUAAGAUGCAGAAAGAAGGACCUGGGGAAAUGGCUUCUUCCUUGAAGUCUGAGUCCAUGCUCCUCAUCCACAUUGGUUCUUAUGGCCUUUUCUCUGCCAUGCAGACAGAGGUAGCUGGUACAGAAGAUCAGCGCUGUCAUCGUUCACAGGCCCAGGGAUGCAGAUCAAGGAGAGCGAUGGGGGUCACCUUUGUUUUCCACAAUGACUUCCUCAAGUUUGCCUGGCCUGUGGUGGAACUUUUAGAUUGAGUCAGUUCACUGGCUCCUUUCUCAAGAGGCCAGGAUGAGAUGGGAUGUGGCAGAGUGACAAAGACACAAAGGGAAAACAUGGUGCCAACGAGCCUCAGAGCAGGAUAGACCUACUGUUAUUUGCACUGAUGGAAAUUCAAUUUCCCAAAGUCAAUCUAAUUACAAAAAAAAGAGAGCAGAUUUUCUUUGAGCACUAAUUUCCCUCUGUACAAGUGACUUGUGCACCUCUGGUCAGUGAUCCCAGAUGCUCCGGGCAGUCUGCACCAGCUCAGCUGUAGCAGCUCUUUCUGGCACUGGCACUUUGCUCUGAGCCCCAAUGCAAAUCCACACAUGGCAUCAUAGUUACUAAAAUAAUAAAAUAUUACUAGCCAAAUGUAACUGCAAUCCAAUUAAUGUUAUAUUUCACACACAAGUUUAGAAAAAUCAAGAGUAUGAUCAUAAAAGCAUAAAAUUAAACAAAAGGAAAUCAAUUUCUACAAGAAAUCAAAUAUAUUUACAGUGAGAUUUAAGGGAAAAAUAAGCUACUUGGAGCAUAAAUUUUAUUUUAUUUUAAAUAACUUGAGCUACUUCAGCGGUUAACACAAAAGCAGAAAGAACAGGCUGCCUUCCCCCAGCCCCAGAUUUAAUAAGAAAAUUGUAUCUACAAUAAUUGACAGAACUCAUUUUGUGUCCUGCAAUCAUCUCAUCAAAAUUAUUGCAUUUUCCCCAAACCAUAUUUUUGGAUUCCUCUGUGAGUAUGCCAUCCUCCUUUCUGGAGGCAACUUGGUUUAAAUCCAUCUUUAAGAAGGGGAGAAGGGAUACAUUUGUGGAGGUGAAGUAUUCUCUUGAAGCCAACAGAUACGAGUUGCUAGAAGAAGCUGAUUGUACACACGAGCUGCCUAGGGGUGGGGGUGGGAAGGGCUGUUGGUUGUGAGGAACAUGACAGCCUUGGUGGACGGACACAAGCAAAGUCACACAGGCCCUCCUUCCUGGGCGGGGUCAGGACUGAGCUAGCGAGGCACAGCUUUGUCUUCCCCUUAGAACUUGUCAUUUUGGUUCUUCUCCAAAAGCCUUCAUCCAGAUAAGAAGCCAAUGACUGAUUACAAAAAUAAGAAUAAUUAAAUUUGGCUCAAGAAAUAGAUUGUCCAACUGUCUGCCUUGUUAUUUUUUCCAAUAUCCAAGGCCUUUACAAAGAAAGAAAGAAACAAACCGUCUCUCAAUCUCCCAACAAAAGUGAACUGUUUUGUUUUGUUUUUUGCUCCAAAUGCUACGACCUGAAGAAUGGCUGCAGAUUGAGAUAUCAAAAAUCUCAGAAAAAUAUAUAAUAUAUUUUUAUAUCUCUGUAUGUCUAUUUUUUAAGUUUCACAUUCCUUUAAAA
Molecule: messenger RNA, 2293 nt
Organism: Dipodomys ordii (Ord's kangaroo rat)
Lineage: Eukaryota; Metazoa; Chordata; Mammalia; Rodentia; Heteromyidae
Gene: Ptrhd1
Product: peptidyl-tRNA hydrolase domain containing 1
Exons: 3
Coding region: 11-406 (131 amino acids)
Molecular function (GO): peptidyl-tRNA hydrolase activity
Source: RefSeq, a predicted model, not a curated record